Messenger RNA from Aspergillus clavatus NRRL 1, 3138 nucleotides. RefSeq lists its product as uncharacterized. The transcript has a single exon. The record is from RefSeq and is a predicted model, not a curated record. Bases 1 to 3138 code for a protein of 1045 amino acids. NCBI's taxonomy places the organism in Eukaryota, Fungi, Ascomycota, Eurotiomycetes, Eurotiales, Aspergillaceae.
AUGGACCACUUCAUUUGGGGGGCGUUUCUCGCGCUCUCCAAUCUCGGAGGCAUGUACGUGAAGGUCCCGUACACUGUCGUUACGCCAUCCCAUACACCAUUGGAUCGGUUUAUGGGCUCUUUUCAGCUCACCACCGCCGUGAGAAGUACUUUCUACGCUGCCAGGUCUAUGCACUAUCGCGUCUUCCCGGAGGCUGAAGAUCUCGCAACAUCGCAGCAGAAUGCGACACUUGGACUCGAUGAAAUGCUGAAACAGGUUAUGGAGCAGUAUGCUCAUGAGCGUAACCUGACAGGCAGGUGUCUCUCAGGUGUUGGGAAUUCCGGCAGCAUUCAACUUCCCCCGUCUGUUAGGAUCCAUCACCGGCUUUUUGGAAGAGACUUUGACCUUGAACUCGGCCAUGAUUCUGCUGAGAUGAUGUGGGCAGUCUGGACCACGGUACUUCUUGUGUGGAUUUCCUUUCUGUUAAUCGUCUCAUGGUGCAUUGAUUACCACCGUAGGCGUGGUGCCAGGCCUAGUGCUCCAGAUCGGACCGUCGGCCAUUCCAGCAAUCAUCUUACCAAGAACGAUGUUGUGGACUUGCUUCGCUUUUCUCGUCUUAGCAUCGCCCAGGAGAUCAAGGACGACAUGUCUCACGAUAUCGAAUUCAUCAUCGAAAGAAUAGGCGACAUCCUAGAGAGCUUGCGACAUUUUGAAGGCACUCUCACACCCGAGGGCCCAGAAGAGGAUAGCAAGGAGGCGGAUGAUGAGAUUGUUUGCGAAAAGAACCUUGCAAAAACCUUCAAUGAGCAUCUUCAGUUUUGUUCUGGUGCAACGAACAGCAUUCUGGAAAUGCUCGAUCAAAUGAAGAAACGGAUAGAUCGCAAAAUCAAGCUACAAAGCAUCCUGCCAGGGAGUAAUGGUGCGGAAAAUGGGACCAUCGAUAAUCCCGGUGCUCAGCUCGCACACUAUCUGUCUGGCUCUAUGAUCAAGGAUGAUGCAAGCACGUCAGCUUCGGCUCUGGAGAAGCGCAUUAUUGAGGAGCUCGAAAGAUGGUUACGUGAAAAUCUUGCAGGAGAUGUGUUGAAGCCUACCCAAGCCAUUGACGAGGGAAUUCAGCGAAGAAUAUCUGAUGCCGAAACUGCAUUGGCCCAGAUACAACAGAAGAUUGAUACAAGCUUUGCCGGAAAGGACCAGCUAGAUGAGACACUUAAUAGCUUCCAGGAAGAUAUCGACAGCUUACGCACGUCAUUGUCAUCAUUCUACCAACAGGGCACUGGAGUGCAAAUUGAGGAUAUCGAAAAUAUCGUCAAUGCGCAGGUCCAAACCUUGAACGAACGUCUACAAUCAAUUGACAAACCGGCUCCGAUGACUCUGGAGGAAAAAGAGACGAUCACGAACGACAUCAACAAUCUGAGGGAAACACUGUACGAUUUGAAGAAGUUGUGCGGACUAUUGAAGUCUAAACUUGAUUCUGCGGUCACUGAAGAUCAAUUGAACGAGAUUCUGAAAGAGAAGAAUGAGUUCCUAGCUAAGCACAUUGAGCAGCUGGGCGACGAAGUUACCCGACUCAGGAAAAAAUACAACACGAUCCAGAACAUUGUGGAUGCAUCGGGUAUAGAUGAUAUGCCUCUCGCCGAGAACCUGGAACACAUUCGAAUUGCACUUGAGAAUUCCACAAAGAAUCACCAAGCAAUGCAGCAAGAACUCAAUUCGCACGCUAUAAAGCACGCAGCUCUGCGGGAGAACGUUCAGUCACAGAAGGUCGAGCUCCAGGGAACCAUUGACAAGAGAAUCACCAAUGUUACUAGGAAUAUCAUGGAAUUGCAAAAUGUAUUCCCUCGGGUCAAACAGCUCGAGGGCCAGAUGAUCAUGCAGCAGAGAACGAACAGAGAGACCUGGUCAUAUCUUGACCAGUGCAUGGAUACCCUCGGAAUUAAGUACGGCCUGGGUCGCGCUCAUCUUCCCAGUUCGCCUACUACGGACCAAGCUCAGAAACACACAUCCAUGCGGAUCAAAGAAGGCGGGAACGCCACACCCAAAGCUGAGUCUUUGGAAGGCGGGGGCGCGCAAGCUGAAGGCCCAGAGACCGCAGUUGCAGAAGCAAAGAAUCAAGAGGCCGAAGCUCCGGAUGCCGAAGGGGCAGAGGAUGGAGCUAUAAAGGCUGAGAUUCAAGAGGCCAAAGUUCAAGGGGCUGAAGCUGCAACAGCAGAGGGUCUCGGAGCCGAAACUCGAGAUACCAAAGAUCCUGGAGAUGAGGUCCCAACGGACAACGUUGCAAAAAAAGAGGCUGCAGGAGCCGCGAUCCGAGAAAACGAGGUUCUAAAUGAUGAAGCUGCAAAACAGGACAUUAGAAAGGAUGAGACUCUGGAGGAUGUUGCUAACCCUACAGGAACUGCACCGCAGCCAGAAUCACCUUCCUCUGCUGCUUUUGAUGGUACCGAGGGUGCUGCUCCCCAACCGCCAACAGAGCCUCUGUCUCCCAGAUCGAAAGAGGUGCCUGUCAUAGAUGAAUCAUCUGAGAAAGACCCUUUGGCGGAAGGUCCGUCCCAGCCCAAAUCACCCAUUUCCGGGGGGCUUAGAGGAAGCCGGUGGGCUGCGUCUGAAUCAUCAAGGAAAGAUAGCCUGACAGGAAUUCCGUCACAACCUCAAACACCCAAAACACCCACUUCCGCAGGGCUUGAAGGAAGCCGAUGGGCGGUGCCCGAAGCACGAAAGAAGAGCUUGACGGAAGCCUCGUCGCAGCCUCAGACACCCGUUUCCGGAGGGCUUGAAGGAAGCCGAUGGGCUACGUCCGAGCCUAAGAGAAAAAGUUUGACGGAAACCCCAUCGCUGCCCAAAACACUAGUUUCUGGAGGGAUCGCAAGCCAAUGGCCUGCGCCUGAACCAAGGAAAGACAGUCUGACGGGGCAGCCCAGAAAACCCAGUUCUGGAGGACUCGAAGGAAGUCGAUGGGCCGCACCUGAAUCAUCAAGGAAAGAUAGCCUGACAGGAAUUCCGUCACAACCUCAAACACCCAAAACACCCACUUCCGGAGGGCUUGAAGGAAGCCGAUGGGCUACAGCCGAGCCCGAACCUCAGUCUUCGCGGCGUCAGAAUAACAACCGAGGACGAAGAGGCCGCAAAGGCUCCAGGAAUAACAACCUCGGUGAAACUUUCUGA